This is a messenger RNA of Suillus bovinus, 720 nucleotides long. RefSeq lists its product as uncharacterized. Bases 1 to 720 code for a protein of 239 amino acids. The transcript is spliced from 7 exons. NCBI's taxonomy places the organism in Eukaryota, Fungi, Basidiomycota, Agaricomycetes, Boletales, Suillaceae. The record is from RefSeq and is a predicted model, not a curated record.
AUGUAUUGUACCAACAAUGCAUGUCGUUUCAACAUCCAUACAAUGAAAAGUAAUUUAAAUGUUGAAGGAUCUGUUAAUUGCUCCAACAUGAAGUAUAUACCCAAAGGAAUUCGCUGUCGCAAGCCAAAAUUCAGAUUCAUUUACAAGGCAGCUUUUUACGGUGUCGCAUGCUAUAGGCCUUUCCUCGUACCUGUUCCUGUCAUUGAUGGAGUAAAAACCAAACCGACUCUUAAUGACUUAUAUGUCAAUUACUGGGUCAAACAACGAGAUACAAAUGCCCUGACUUGUACCCGACAACAUAUGUGCCAUACUUUUGACAGUAUACCAAACUGCAAAAUGGUGAUUCAUGCGCUGUAUACUGUAUUUUUUGACAAUCCAGUAAAUCACUUUACAACCAAUCAUCUAUUGGAACAUAUGCGCAUUGCACUUUGGCAAUCUUUAAAAUAUCAGCAGAGUUUGCAGGGCUGUAUCAUUGCACGGAAAAAAGAUGACUGGCAGAGCGAUUCUGAGUGCACUCCACUGCUGCAAUUCCCGACUCCCAUGGUAGUGGAGGAGGGUUUUGUCUGCAACAAACAUGCCGUUCUCUACCAAAUCUCAAACAAUGUUCACAAUUCAAAUGUACAACCACAUGCGUGUUUCUUCAUUGCAGAACACACCGGCCAGGAACAGGCCAUUUGGCAUGCCGUGUGGGAACAGCACACCCCAAAAGGGCCAGAAUGA